CCACCACAAACAAACACUCACUCACUCACCUUCAAAUUCUGCUUCAUCCUUUUCCCUCACAAACCACCAUAAUGCAAUCUCAUAACAAUAUCAUCACAAUACUAUAGAAAAAACGAGAAUAAUCAAAUCCAUUCAAUUCGAAAUCUAUAUAGGUUUUUCACAUUUAAUUUCUGCUAUGAUUCUAAAUAUAUCAACACCUUCAUUCUCUCGCAUACUUCCUCACCCUUCUUCUUCUUUCAAACUCUCUGAAACUUAUUCCAACCGCAACAACGCUUCUUAUCCUGUUUUCAUUUUCACAAAACCAUUGAAAUUCAUCAACCUCAAAGCUUCCAUAAGCGAAAGCCAAAAUGAAACAUCUAACUCUAACAACUUAUUGGAUCAACAGCUUCUUCUCCGAGUCGCCGCCACCGCCAAAGACGCCGACGAAGCAUUGCAGUUAAUCGCUGACAACUCUUCCACUAACGGUGGUGUUGUUUCUACUUCUGAUUGUUGCUCUAUUAUUUCUGCUGCGCUUGAAAGGAAUAAUCCACAACUUGCUUUGUCUGUUUUUUACUCUAUGCGCUCCACUUUUCAUCAAGUUGGUGAGAGUGGUCCUUUAGUUGAGAGAUGGAAGUGGUCGAGGCCAAAUGCACGUGUUUAUACAUUGUUGAUUCAGGGUUUGGCUGCAUCUUUGAGGGUUUCGGAUGCUCUUAGUGUGGUUAAAUAUAUAUGUGAGGUGGGCGUCUCUCCUUCUGAGGAGGUUCCCUUUGGGAAGAUAGUGAGGUGUCCUACUUGUCGGAUAGCUGUUGCAGUUGCACAGCCACAGCAAGGUAUUCAGAUAGUAUCUUGUGCAAAGUGCCGCUACCAAUAUGAACUUGUUUCAGGAAACAUAGUCAAUAUUCAAUCAGAAGAAAUCAGCAUGGACAUUACAGCAUGGAAAAAGGGGUUAAGAUUCCUGAAACUGAUGAAGCAAAGCAUUCCAUCUGCUGUUCACUCUAUUGUGGUGCAGACGCCUUCUGGUAUGGCUCGUACUCACAGAUUUGCAACUGAGACAGUUGAUCUGCCAGCACAAGAAGGCGAAAGGGUAACUGUUGCCGUGGCAGCUCCAUCAAAUGUAUAUAGAAAGCUGGGCCCCAUUAAAUUAAGUUCAAGAGCCCCGGAUUUAUAUCCUGGUGAAGCUAUGUGCAUAACAAACCACAAAGAUGGACGGGAAUCACGUCUUGUAAGAGCCCCCACAAAAGAUGAAAAUUCAUCAUUACUUAAACCCUCCAUCCUCUUUCCACUUCUUGCUUUGUUUGCCACUGGUGACGCUGCUUCUGGACUUAUUGACCCCAGCCUACCUCAAUUCCUAUCAGUUGUUGCAGUUUCAUCUCUUGCUAUUGGCUCUGCUUUGAACUCCUUUGUUUUUCCCCAGUUUAAUCAGCUUCCGCAAAGAUCGGUGGAAGUAACUGCUAUCAAACAACGUCUUUUAUCUCAAUAUGACAUGCUUCAGUCUCGCAUCAAUGACUUAAAAGAAGCUGCUGAAAAAGAGGUUUGGAUGUUAGCCCGGAUGUGCCAGCUUGAGAAUAAAAUUUCAGCUGUUGGAGAACCUUCUUAUCGGACUCGGAUAAGUAAAGUCAAAAGGGUCCGAGAGAGCCUGCAAAAUUCCCUCCAGGGACGAAUUGAAUUGAUUGCCAGCUAUGCUAGGAUUUCCUCUAUGAUUGAAAUUGAAGUGGAGAUGGAAACUGAUGUUCUUGCUGCUGAAACUACUAGUGAUGUGGAUGGGUUCACAGAACAGAUAGAGCAAAUCAUGGAGCUUGAAAAUUUAGAGGAGAGAUGGAAAAUGCAAGCAGAAGCAAAUGAUGAGGCCGAAAGACUUCUUAGCUCCCAGCCUGUGCCCUUGGACGAAGUUUAAAGAUUUACGGAUGCAUCUGGUUCGCACCACUACAUCAUUAGUUGAAGUCUCACUUCCCCACUCAAUGAUCUGUUCUUGACUGAGCAAAAGAGCAUCUUCCAGUCACCUGUCUUUUAGCAGACAAAUUUUGAAAGUCUAGUAUCUUAGUGCAAUCACCAUCAUCAUAUCUCAAGAAGGAAUGUCUUGUAUAUGAUAUAAAUAGGAGAAUGUGUCAUGUGUGGCUUCUAAUUGCAAAUACUUGUUGCCACUGAAACCCAAUCCUCCUGGCUUUUAAAGUCACAGGUAAAAAUACCAGCAAAUCACGUUGUAAAUCCGCUGUUAACCAUCCUGGUAUUGUUUUUGUUAAGGAUCAUAUUGUAAAUAUAUAUAGUGUGAAUUAACAAUAAUCAAUUAUUCAGAAUGUAUCCAUUGAAUUGUGGAUAUUGUAUA
Messenger RNA from Medicago truncatula (barrel medic), 2302 nucleotides. RefSeq lists its product as uncharacterized. The transcript has 12 exons. The coding region runs from base 176 to 1873 and encodes 565 amino acids. Lineage: Eukaryota; Viridiplantae; Streptophyta; Magnoliopsida; Fabales; Fabaceae. The record is from RefSeq and is a predicted model, not a curated record. Gene Ontology annotation, molecular function: protein binding.